AAUACCUGAGCAUCUAACCUGGACGUAACAGGCAUUUUCUGUUGUAUAGACUUGAUUUCCUCUUUCAUCCACCUGCUCCAAAUAGUGCACAUUUAUUGCAUGUGGCUGCUGAAAAGAAAAGUGGGUGGGGCUGCUAAAUCUAGCAGCAGAGCUUGUGUGUGUGAGCUGGAAAAAAGCUGAGAGUAUGGAAAGCUCUUAUCUGGAUAGACUACUUGAGAUCUGGGACCUCGAUAUUGAAAGCUGCUCCCAUUUGUUGCAAGAUCCUGAGCUGAGCCAGGCCAAGGAAAGCAAGCCCCCAGGCACUUCCUUGUGUACCUCCUCCCAGACACUCGAUACCUCACACAGCAAUGGUGACAGUGUGGAUACACAGAAACUGAACUGUAUUACAGAUUGCACACUCAACAAACCGUUGCACGCUUUUUCACGACUAGACCUAGUGGAUGAUGUAGAAAGUUCUCGCAUUCGAUCAAAUUGUCCAAGCUGCUGCAACGAUAAUGAUAAGGAUGCAAACUGGUGUAUACACUGUGGCACUGCCCUUGUUAGCAAGCGUUUUGAUAUGAACACUCCUCAAAAUCUACACCAAAUGUCCAUAGACAUUGAUAUACCACGGCUUCUCCUUGAUGCCACAUCAUGCGACAUCUCUGCUUCUCCUGAUGAACUUGAAUGUACAACACUUUCCUCAACUAGUGGAAGUCUCAAACCCAACGAUAAAAGCAGACAGACCACUAUCCAAGAAUCGAAUCAUAUUUCCAAACUUCAACCAAGUCCGCAACAGACACACACUCGUCACUGGAAUACAUCCAGUACUUACAUGUGGAGAAAGCCAAGCUCUCUAGACACGAGGAAAAGCCAUUUCAAGCAUCAAUCAGAUAUUCCAACAUGCAGCAAGGAGCCAAUUCAAGACCAACUUGAACACACUGUAGCCUCCUCCAUUCCACGUUUGAAUUUGAGCAGCAUCACUCAGAUUAACGCUGAUGGCUGCUUAUCAACAAGACGUAAACUGUCAGCUAAUAUAAAAAAGUCCCAAUCACACGAUUCCCUCUCGCCACUGGAGUCACUACCAAAUGAGAUCCUCCUCUUCAUUGCGUCACUCCUGAAUGAGAAAGACCUCGUCAGCUGCAUGUAUGUGUGUUCCAGACUCUAUUUGAUUGCGACUGAAAGCUGUUUGUGGAAGAGGGUGACCAUGACGAAAAAGCAACUUGAACAGAAUCACCUGAUGUCCUUAGCACAGCAAUGCACUUGCUUGGAGAUUUUAGUGAUUGAGAAAUGCUCCUUAAAAGCAGAGCCUAAUCUGGAUCUCAACACCUUCUUCCAACGACUGCCAUUGUUGAAGCACCUACAGUGUGUGUUGACUGAUUUUGGCUGCAGAACAGGAGACAUACUUCUUUUGAGCGCUGCACUGAAUUACCCACUUCUCAAUUCGAUAGAAUUUGAUUGGAUUACACUAUCUGAAGAAGCCAUUCAAAGGAGUAUUCAGCUCAUACCACAGUUGGAAAGCGUAUCGAUUCGGCAGCCUGGGACCAUCUCACACAAAACGCUCAAUCUCUUAUUUGCUCAUCACAACAAAUGGUUGAAGUACUUGAAUAUGAGAGUGAAUGACCACCUAACUGUUGAGAAAAUUCUUAUAGCUACUGAGUACUUUCCAGUCCCCAAUCUUCAAACAUUAGCCAUGAUUACCGUUAAUCAGGCACACUUCGUUGACAAUCUACAGCAAGCCUUCCCCUCUCUAGAGUGCCUAAAGAUAAUUCAAGAUACAUUAUCUACGGAAAUAACUGCUCGUCUCUCAUCAGUACCUCUGCGCUCGCUUCAUCUGCAAGUGUACGCAAUGAGUGAUUUAGUGACAUGCUGUAAGGACCUCUCUCGUAUGUCUAGUCUGCGUGAAUUGUGCCUGAACUGUGUUGAUGACGAUGGGGUGGCCAUACUUUGCAAUGGGCAACUUUCACUUGAAACACUUGACUUAAGCAACUCAUACAUUACUUUACUAAGUCUGUCAAGAAUAUCGGAGAGCUCCUUCAGCCAAGUUCUGAGGUCGCUAAAGUUAAAUCAUUGUCAGCGCAUGAGGAGACCAGGAACUACUGCAAUGGCAGACAUUGAAUCAUCUAUACUUUCUCUUAUUAGAAACUGCCCAGAGCUACGUUUUAUCGAGAUGAUGGAACUACUGUCAAUUCAGGUACAUGUAACUGACUUUCUGAAGAGAAUGAAUAAUCAUACUUGCAAACUCAUAUUUUGAAAGAUACCUACUAUAGGCUAAACCAACUAUUUUUGUACUAGUGUAGUAAAUAAUCACAACUAAAAUUGUUCAAGAAAUGUUCUCUAUAGUUCUUUCUAUUCAUGAGAAUUACUUCACUCA
This is a messenger RNA of Halichondria panicea, 2350 nucleotides long. RefSeq lists its product as uncharacterized. The transcript is spliced from 11 exons. The coding region runs from base 185 to 2230 and encodes 681 amino acids. NCBI's taxonomy places the organism in Eukaryota, Metazoa, Porifera, Demospongiae, Suberitida, Halichondriidae. Gene Ontology annotation, molecular function: protein binding. The record is from RefSeq and is a predicted model, not a curated record.